AUGAAGCACUUUGCUGCCCUGAUUCUGGCGUCUGCCCUGGCCAUCCCGCUGGGUGCUGCUCGCCUCCCAUCAUUUACGCCAACAUCAGAAAAUCUUCCCAGCGUCGUCUACCGUGGCGACCUGAUUCCUCCAGAACAGUAUAAAAAAGACGGCGGAAUCCCGCCCGAGUUCACGGGGAACAUGACAGACAGCUCAUACAGUUUGUGGUCGCACAAUAAAGGUACCGAUUUAAGCCCCGGCAGGGAUUUCCAAUCGGCUUACGCGGCAACCUCGACGAUAUUUUCAGUCGCUGUUGCUUUUGCCAUCAAGGACAAUCCAAACGAAGCAGGAUGGAUAUAUCGAAUCCACGCCACGCCAAAUAUGAUUGACUUGGACCACUCUGAUUUCACGCCCUCAUAUCUAGAGCGCGAGUUUGCUGCCACGGGGGGAAUACGCUGGGACCAGGUUGAGGCCUGGCUCGAGGUUCCCAAGAAUGUGUCGACCAACAAGAGCGCCGACGGCGGCAUCGGGCGAGAAGAGAAACAGAGGUGGAGGACGGCUGAGGGUUUUGAAAAGGAGUUCCCCGACUUGAAAUGGGUCAACAACCCAGACUACAACUCAGUAUACGACCAAUAUCGCGCUAGUCAAGGACAGCCUCAACUUGCUGGCGCGCCGGAGAGACGACUAGGGCCACUUGCAAGCGAAUUCGCAAAGGAGAACAAGACAUUGAAGCAGCAUGCCAUUGAGUUUAUGGACAAGGUUGGCGCGCCUGUGGGCUGGAAGGGAACCCUUCCACUUGACCUCAAGGCUCCUGUACGCUGUCGAGCGUAA
Molecule: messenger RNA, 810 nt
Organism: Metarhizium brunneum ARSEF 3297
Lineage: Eukaryota; Fungi; Ascomycota; Sordariomycetes; Hypocreales; Clavicipitaceae
Molecular function (GO): toxin activity
Source: RefSeq, a predicted model, not a curated record